This is a messenger RNA of Ectocarpus sp. CCAP 1310/34, 2837 nucleotides long. Lineage: Eukaryota; Phaeophyceae; Ectocarpales; Ectocarpaceae. The record is from the annotation of a GenBank genome assembly.
AUGUGCGUCGCGGCGGCAGGAGGCUACUGGAUCAAGGCCAUCCGCUGCGACAAGGGAGGCGAGAACACCGGAUCCGAAUUUCGGGACUACUGCAAGAAUUCAGCUAUCAAGCUCGAAUACGCCGCCACCAACACCCCUCAACAAAUUGGUGUAUCGGGACGGGACGGACAAUCCCUGGCCGAAGUCACCCGGUGUCUUCUGAAGGAUGGAGAUUUUUCGCCGUCCAUGUGGGGGGAGUUAAUGCUGACUGCAGCAUACCUGUUGAACAGGUCCCCACACUCAGCACUGGGAAGAGCUACGCCAUACUCGAAGUUGUACAAUAAGUCACCUGAUCUCUCGGGACUUCGGGUCAUUGGAGCGCGCGCCUUCGUACACCGCGAGAUACCGAAAGAAGCUGGACGACAGAGCUUUCGAAAGCAAGCUUUGUGGUUUCGGCCUCGACAGCCAGACCUACCGGUGCCCUUCCAGUAUUCCACUGAAGCAAACGGGUACGAGAGCGACGUGCUGAGCUUCACCUCCCUGCUGGACAGCCCCCACUCGACGAGCAACCUGGACUUCACGGCGCAGAACGAACUCUUUCGGCAAGAAGUCCGGAAGAUGCAGCAAGACAAUCUCGCUCGGGAGAAGCUUCGCCUAGAACUGAACGGGCACGAGGACGAACAUGGAAACCGGCAAGAUCUCGGCGACGGGGACGCUCCAUCACCACACCUCCCAUCGACGCCAGCUGGAUCGUCAUCCGAGACCCACGCAUCUAGCCCCAGUCCAUCAUCGUCGAACCCGACUGAACCGGACACUUCUGCAUCAACUGGAUCCUCCGGCAUGCGGCUCCUGCAGGUCACCAGAGCCAGCACGCGCGGGAAGCCCACCAGCGACGAUCAUAUCGACGUCAACUUGGUUCCUGCCAAUCUGGAAGUCACCAUGAACGACCGCGGUCGAGCCCAUGCUACAACGGGCCGCGUAGAGCCAUCCGGUCUUUCCUUCACUCAGCUGGCUGAGAUAGCCGAUCAAGCCCAGCUCCCAUGCCCUGGCGAUACUGAGGAUUUCGCCCACGUUGCGGAAGACCCCUUCACGGUGCCGCGUGCUCACGCCUACGUCACGACCACUCACGAACACCACGGGAUCUUGGAGGAGACGAAUCAAGCGAUCAAAAUCCCCAACACCUACGACGAAGCCAUGAGCUCUCCCCAGCGCGAAGAAUGGAAAGGAGCGUGCAGCAAGGAAAUGGACAAUCUGCGGAAACACAACGUCUACAAUCUGGUGCCCCUCAGCAGCGUUCCCAAGGGAGAAAAGAUCCUCGGAACGAAAUUCGCCUUCAAGAGAACGCUGGACGGACGCUUCAAAGCUCGCCUGGUAGUCGGAGGACAUCGUCAAGAGCCAGGACAGGACUACGGACGCAGCUACGCACCAGUAUGCCGUAUCGGGAGCAUUCGCAUGACGUGCGCCAUUGGCUGCCACAACAACUGGCCCAUCUACCAACUGGACGUUGUCGGUGCCUUCCUGAACGCCCUCUGCGACAGAGAUGUGUACGUCAGACCCGCCCCCGGUACAUCCGCCAAGAACUACGCGACGGGAGAACCCAUGAUGUACGAACUAGAACGGAGCCUCUACGGCCUGUCGCAGUACCCUGCGCUCUGGAAGGACACCCUGGACGAAUCCCUCACGGUGUUCGGAUGGAAAAGGACUCAAUCCGACCCCUGCGUGUACGUGUAUACCAGCGGCAACAUCAUCGUGAUUCUCACGGUCUACGUAGACGACAUUCUCAUCACAGGAGGAGACCAGCAGCUCGUGGACCAGAAGAAGAAGGAGCUCACGGAUCGAUUCGAGAUGACCGACAUGGGAGAGGUAAAGCGGAUCCUCGGGAUCGACGUGCAGCGGGACUACGAGCAAGGAACCCUGGCCAUUUCACAGGAGCACUACGUGAACACACUUCUGGAGCGGUUCGGAAUGCAAGAGGCCAACCCAGUGAGCACUCCUGGAUACGGAGCGGAAAUCUCCACGAAUCAACCUCAGGACCAAAUCCUAGGACCCACGGACAAGAAAAUCUACCAGUCGAUGACAGGAAGCAUCCUCUACCUGGCCCAGUGCACGCGAUUCGACCUCUCCUACGCUGCCCUACAACUUUCCAAGGCCUGCAGCAACCCAGCGCAGGUGAACAUGACAGCAGCCAAGCACGUUCUGCGAUACCGUCGGGGUAAUCCAGUUCUUCCUAUCGUCUCCAAGAGAGGACAUUUUCGGCUAGUGGCGUUAACGGGUUCAUCCUUCGGAGCAAACCCCGGCAACGGAAGAUCUACCACGGGAUAUCUCUUCUUUCUGGCUGGAGGACUCAUCAGCUACGGUGCGAAGACUCAAACUCUAUCCGCUCACAGCACGGUCGAAGCCGAGAUUCAAGCACUUAGCUACUCAGCCAGAGAGGCGGUCUACAUCUCAAAUUUUAUGACGGAACUCAACUUCAAGACCUUCGGAUAGGUUCCCAUCAACAGCGACAGCACCGGAGCGCUGACAGUGGCCGGGAAUGCCAUGCACUCUCAACGCACGAAGCACGUGGCCCUGAGGUACUUUUUCAUCAGGGAGCUAGUACUAUGGGGACAUAUCACUCUUCACCACCGGCCCAACGAGCACCAGGUGGCUGAUAUCGCGACCAAGUACCUCCCAAAGCACCGAUUCGCCUCCAUCAUUCAGCAGAUCAAGGAUCUUUCGUGUUGAUCGAAGAUCUGUGAAGCUUCCUUCCAUACCCGCCAUACCAGAAGGAAUUUAUUCUCGAUACGAUGCCAACGAAGGGGUUGAGGUAGACAAGGAUAAUGUGAUGCCGUCCACCAUUGUGAAUGAGUUGCUUGAUC